AUGCUUCACCCGAGAAAGGAGUUUGUUAUUGAUACUACAGGUACUGAAAAGGAGUCUAGCAAGCAGGUGGAGCUAGAGAGCUCAACUUCAAAGAGAGUGCUUGAGGGCGCUCAUGUUGAACCAGUUGAUACUGCGGAAGGCAACAAUGAGCAAAUAAAUGAACCACAUGUUAGAAAUGCAUCGGACAGUAAUUUUGGCGAAGAUGGAAUGGACGAAGUUGAAGCUGAAUUUAAACAUUAUCUAAACCAAAGCUUCCGAUCACUAGAGGAUGAUAUAGAGUUUUACCGAGAGUAUGGACGUAAAAGUGGGUUUGAGAUCAGACGACAUACAGAGAAGAAACAUGAGGACGGUACAGUUCUUCUUAAACACAUUCUUUGCAGUAGAGCUGGCAGUAAUGAAUCAAAGAUGGAUGUUGAUUUUGAGGAUUCUAGUAGCAAUGUGAAAAAGAGAAAGAGAAUUGUAUCUAGUAGAUGUGGUUGCAAAGCUAAAGUCAUUUUUAAGUUCGAUGGUUUGAAAGGAUAUAAUGUUCUCUCAUUCGUUGAAGAGCAUUCUCAUCGUUUGGUGUCCGGGAGUAGGAAACAAUUUUUGAAGUCAAAUAGAGUUAUGGGUCUCGCACAUAAGAAACUUGUAUUUGAUGGUGCAAAAGCCAACAUGGGACCUAACAAAACAUAUAACUUUGCUAAGGAGUUGUGUGGAAGUUAUUCUAAUGUUGGUGCUACGUGUACCGAGUUUAAAAAUUGGAGUAGGGAUGUGAAGCUUUAUAUUGGUGAUCGAGAUGCUCAAAUGAUCAUCGAGAAGUUCACGGAUAAGAAGGAGAUGUGUGAUGGAUUUUUCGAUGAUUAUGCAGUCGAUGAAGAUGGUCGAUUAACUCGCAUUUUUUGGGCAGAUGUUAUUGGACGAAGAAAUUACGAUGUAUUUGGAGAUGUGAUAUCAUUUGACUCUACAUAUGCCACAAACAAGUACAACAUGAAGUUUGUUCCAUUCACUGGGCUAGACAAUCAUAAGAAGUGUGUUGUAUUUGUAGCAGGAUUGAUAGCUAAAGAGGACAUUGAUAACUAUGUCUGGGUUUUUGAGGUAUUCAUGAAAUGCAUGAUUCGCGAGCCAAAAUGUAUUGUUACAGAUCAGUGCCCUGCCAUGAAGCAAGCUAUACCAACCAUCUUUAGAGAAGCACGUCACCGUUUGUGCAUGUGGCACAUCAUGAAGAAAUUUAAUCAAAAGUUGGCAAAAUGCAUUUUGAAGAUGGAUGAUUUCAAGAGCAAGAUAAAUGCACUGAUUUGGAGUACAGAUAUAGAUCCAGCAACAUUUGAAGUGGGUUGGAACGAUGUUAUGAAAUAA
This is a messenger RNA of Asparagus officinalis (garden asparagus), 1335 nucleotides long. RefSeq names its product protein FAR1-RELATED SEQUENCE 5-like. The transcript is spliced from 5 exons. The record is from RefSeq and is a predicted model, not a curated record. NCBI's taxonomy places the organism in Eukaryota, Viridiplantae, Streptophyta, Magnoliopsida, Asparagales, Asparagaceae. Bases 1 to 1335 code for a protein of 444 amino acids. Gene Ontology annotation, biological process: regulation of DNA-templated transcription.